CAUGCGUGUGUGCCUAUGUGCGUUCGAAAUGUCAACACAGAUUUGGCAGAUUUUGACUAUGAGACAGCGAUUUAUUAUGGCGAUUCAAAUGUGAAUAUUGGCGAGCCAUUCUCAAUCACAUGCAUAGUCCCCUUGGCCGAACCCAUAUUUUGGCUAAAAGAUGGCGAGCCAAUAACGCGACACAAUCUACGCCACGGACGCGAUGAGCACUCCUACACGCUGUCGGAAAGUGCCAUUGAGGGUGAGAAACACAAAAUCGAGGCGCAUCUUUCCGUGCGUCACGCGCUUAAGGUGCACGAGGGUCAGUAUAAGUGCAACAAUUUGCACACAAGCUACCAUAUGUUGCACGUACGCAGCGCCAAUGAGGUGCCAACACACCCACAAACAUAUACACCAUUUGUGGUAACAGCGGGUGGCGUCGGCGGCGGUGACGGUGACGGUGGUGGCCAUCUUUCAACGCUCUCGGCAUACGAAACGAUACACGAUCUAACACCCAGUUCGGCAGAUGAUAUUUUCACACGCAUAUGGGAGCCGCACAUGGAGGUGGACGUUUCGCCGGCUAUGCCACUGCCAACACAAACUACCACAACAACAACACACCGGCGACAACAUCAUCACCAUCAUCAACAACAACAGCAGCAGCAGCAGCAGCAGCAGCAACAACAAAGGCCCCAACCUAAAACAACGAAACUGGAUGAGCAACACAAAUUGAUUUAUAUAAACGCCACAAACUUCGAUGGUAAUCCAUCCUUAACGCUGCCGGAUAGCAGCAGCGAAGGCGCCAGCAUUGGCAGUGAACUGGACACAGGCCUUAUCAAUCUGGAGUAUAUAACGCCGCCAAAAAAAUACGGCGAAAUAACAACAACGCCUAGUCGCGGUUACGGUGGUAGUGGUGGUGGUGGCAGUGUCGGUGCUAGCGUCAAAUAUCCACCGAUGCCGAAUUUCCCACCACCACGCACAACAAUGCUGUCCACAACAGUAGCGCCAGUCGCGCAAUUUUUCACACCUCCACAUCAUCAUUUGGAGCAUCACGGUCACAGUAUCACUGCCAGCAAUAGCAAUAGCAAUAACAUGUAUAACAAUCCUUUGACAACACACGGCUAUCAACUCGUCGAAACACAAUCCACAUUUCCUCUGCAAACAGCUGCGCCAAAUUAUCAGCAACCGACACAAAUGUUCACGCCACAACAAAUUGGCAGUAGUGGUGUGCAAACGUUGACACCAAUGGAUGUUUACCAGCAGCAACAGCAACAUCAGCAGCAGCGCAAUCAACUGCAAACCUAUCCACCGCAUCAGUUUAUAAAUCAGCAGCAGCAGCAGCAACGACACCCUAUAUCUGGUGUGACCGCGGUUACGGCGGGCGGCGGCGGCAUGUCGCUCCCCACAGCCUUGUCGCCACAACCCACUCGCAUGGCACAAGUGCCAAUCCGUAAGGAUACUGACUUUUUGGUGCCAAACUACGAUAAUGCAGAACAUCAGUUAAAAGUAUAUGAAAUCAGAUCACCUCUAGUACUUAGCUGUAAUAUAACCAAAGCUGGUGAUUAUGUGCUGAAAUGGGAAAAGAACGGUACAGAUGUUGCGAAAGUCAAAGAGCUUGCCGGUCGUUACAGAAUUAUUGCGGCCGAAAGAAAGUUCAUUAUUGACCGCACAGAUGUUGCCGAUGAUGGUCUCUACAGUUGUGUAGCCGAUGAUCAGAAGAAAGAAAUUAAUGUAGUUGCUCGCGUUGUUGUACGAGUGCCUUCGAAUACCGGUGUUGUAGAGGGUGAGAAAUUGUCAAUUGUCUGUACAUCUGUUGGUACAGACCCACAAUUGUCCUGGAUGAUUGGUAAUUUGACAAUCUCAAACAGCACAGGUCGUUAUUAUUUGAAACCCGAUGAUAAUCAAGUGAAAAACGCAAUUUUGUCUGUUGAAAACAUCAGCCUGGAUGAUAGAGGCGAAUAUAAAUGCAUUGGACACAACGACGCCAAUGAGUAUGCCGGCUACGCUGAUGCUAGUGAUGCAUCAUUUGUGCGCGUUAAGGGCAAACUCGCCGCCUUGUGGCCUUUCCUGGGUAUCUGCGCCGAAGUUCUGAUCCUCUGUGCGAUCAUUCUCAUCUACGAAAAGCGACGCAACAAGAGUGAAUUGGAAGAAAGCGACACAGAUCCACAAGAUCAGUAAGUUUUGUAGAAAGCACAACAGCCACAGUUAUACCAGCUACCAUCAAAACAACCCACAUACAUACAUACAAGUAUAAACAUACAUGUAGAGACAUACAUUGAGAUAAGUGUUACAACAACAUUAAGCAAUUAGCUCUACAUGUAUGUAGAACAACAGGCAGUUAGUGGAGUAAAGUUUUUUUUUUAAUUCACAACACAGCAAACAAGAAAACACACACAGUGUACGCUACCAUUUAUGAGUUGAUGAAAUACACACAAACAAACUAAAAAUAAAAUAACAGAUCUUAAGUUUAUCCAAAACGAAGGCAUAAUUGUAAAAUAAUAAUAAUCGGACACUUAGACGCAACCUCAAACAAGACAAAAACAAAACAAUGGACAUAUGGAAAAUGUCGUUUGUCACAAAAGCAAAAUAUAUUUGGUUCUAUUUCGUAAUUUUGUAGGUUUUUUUUUUUUUUUUUUUGUUAAACGUUAAAAUGUCGCUUGUCAAAAAAUCAAGGCGUUAGUUUAUAAGCCUAAAGUUGAAGUUACGUAAAACGUUUAGAUCUUAACUGCAUAUAGCUAGUAAAAGUGGUUAUGUACUAUAUUUCUUUUGUGAGAGGCGUACAUGUUUUCGUGUGUAAACUUAAAUACAAGACGUUGAGGGAGUACCAAAACAAUUUAAACGUUAUAUAAUAUGAAACUUAGCGAAAAGAAGAAGAGGAAAAAAUUAGUUAACAAAUUGAAAACUGAUUUACUUAAUUGUAAAUUAAUUGUAUAAUAAAAUUAUGUAAUUUCCGCAAUGCAAAAAUUGCAUGAAUUUUUUUCUUUUUGAUGUGUACAAAAAGAAAGAGAUAGUAAUAACAUCUUAAGUUCUUUAAAAUCUAAGUUAAAAACAAUAGCCAAACAAAUACACUUAACAGAAGUCAUAGACACAAGUACUAUACUAUAUACAUACAUAUUAAUUACACAUUUUGCAGUUGAAAAGAGACUUAAUACAUUGACGAUUGUUGUCAGUCUAAAACAAUUAUGUUUAUAUUGUUUGAAAACAAAAUUUUGAAAAAUAUCUCAAAAAUGUUGAAAUUUGUUUCAAUUUUUUUUUUUUGUUUUAAUUUUUUGUUUUUUUGUUAUAAUACGUAUCACAACAUUUGUUAGCAUAAAUAUAUGGUAAUAAAAAGAAACGAAGGAAUUAUACACAAAUGUAUUGCUGUAGUCGGUAUAUAUUUCUUUACAAUUUUGUUUUGUGCCUAAUUUACUUUUGUGUAAUAGUUUUGUAAUAAAUCAUUUAUUUUUAUUUAAUGCUGUUAAAUUUCGGCCAUGUA
Messenger RNA from Bactrocera latifrons, 3454 nucleotides. It is a transcript of the gene Bsg, whose product is annotated as neuroplastin. The record is from RefSeq and is a predicted model, not a curated record. Gene Ontology annotation, molecular function: cell-cell adhesion mediator activity. Gene Ontology annotation, cellular component: axon; plasma membrane. Gene Ontology annotation, biological process: axon guidance; homophilic cell-cell adhesion; dendrite self-avoidance. Bases 16 to 2157 code for a protein of 713 amino acids. Lineage: Eukaryota; Metazoa; Arthropoda; Insecta; Diptera; Tephritidae. The transcript has 7 exons.